Pygocentrus nattereri (red-bellied piranha) is the source of this 1650-nucleotide messenger RNA. Its product is annotated as CCN family member 1-like. The transcript has 5 exons. Lineage: Eukaryota; Metazoa; Chordata; Actinopteri; Characiformes; Serrasalmidae. Gene Ontology annotation, biological process: signal transduction. The coding region runs from base 159 to 1271 and encodes 370 amino acids. The record is from RefSeq and is a predicted model, not a curated record. Gene Ontology annotation, molecular function: protein binding. Gene Ontology annotation, cellular component: extracellular region.
UUAAGGAGCAGCGCGAGAUUUUACAGCUGGCUUUUCUGACUGUCUGUUGGUUUAUUUUUGAUAACUCACGUCACACUUACUGUCUUUUUAUUACUGCCUAGAGCGUAAUAGUUAGAAAUUGUUGUCAUCGUCUCUUUUGGAGCAUUUCAUACACGGUUAUGGAGCAGUUGAUUUGUUUAGCUGUUUUGGCAGUGGCGUCUGUUUGCAUGGUUGAUGCCAGUUGCCCAGCUGUAUGUAAAUGCCCUCCAGGUCGUCCAGUGUGCCCCGCUGGCAUAAGCUUGGUUUCGGAUGGUUGCGGCUGCUGUAAGGUGUGUGCUGCCCAGCUCAACCAGGACUGCAGUACCCACAAGCCCUGUGAUCACCAUAAAGGCCUGGAAUGUAAUUAUGGCAACGAUGUGAUGUUUGGAACAGGUGUAUGUCGAGCCAAACUGGAAGGCCGCACCUGCGAGUAUAACGGCAGAAUGUACCAGAAUGGUGAGAGCUUCAGUGUGGGCUGUAAACACCACUGUACUUGUAUCGAUGGAGCAGUGGGUUGUGCACCUCUCUGUACCACCAGCCUGCCCCUGGCAUCACCUUCGUGCCCUUACCCUCAUCUGGUGCGGAUCCCUGGCCAGUGUUGCUUCAGCGUGGACUGCCACAAGGGGGAGAUAGGGCCAGUGGAGCCCACAUGGAAAAGAAAGCAGCAUGCUAAUGGUCAUCUGGAUAAGGGAGAGAACAGGCUGUGGAAUGGACUUCUGGAAAGGGAGAGAGGAUGGGAGGAUGAACAAGGAUAUAAACACUUACCAGAUUGGAGCCGUGUUCAGAUGCAGUGUGUGGUCCAAACCACUGAUUGGUCACCGUGUUCAAGCAGCUGUGGAAUGGGUGUCUCAUCCCGAAUAACUAAUGACAACACUCAGUGCAAGCUGGAAAAGGAGACCCGCCUCUGCAACAUACGUCCCUGCAGCUCACUGGCUCUUCCUACUAAGAAAGGAAAGAAGUGUACGCGCACCCACAAGUCUCCAGAACCCUUUCACAUGACCUACACAGGCUGCCGCAGCGUUCGCACCUACCAGCCGAACUACUGUGGGGUGUGCACUGACGGGCGGUGUUGUGUGCCAAGGCACACACGUACCAUCUCAGUGCCCUUUCUGUGCCCUGGAGGAGGCCGCAUAGAAAAAGCCGUCAUGUUUAUCCGGUCCUGCAAGUGUGGACAAGACUGUGGGCACCUGAACGAAGCAGCCAUGCCACCACAAAAGUGGCUCUAUGGAGACACACACAAGUUCAUUGACUAGUUCGGUCUUUAUUCAUCAGCAAUGGCUGCACAGACUUCUGACAUGCCACUUUAUACUGGCAACAAUUGACUGUUUUGUGACGAGAGUGCACAAUGCAGUUGCACUGAGACUGUUGAUGUGUCUCUGAAAGAGAGGCUGUAGUGAUGCACAGGAAAAAAUUAUGGCUAGAUGGACUUUUUUGGAUGUACAUGGAAAGUCCUCAUUCUUUGCCUGGCAAGUAUGGCUAAGAGUUCUGAUGAAGACAGCAGAUAUGAAUGAACAUGUUGAUUUGAUUUGACUAAUAUAUUAUCUACAACCCCAAUUCCAAUGAAGUUGGGACGUUGUGUAAAACAUAAAUAAAACCAGAAUACGAUGAUUUGCAAAUCCUUUUCAACCUAUA